UUCAACUCUGCAAAAUCGAAACAAAAUGGUGAAAAGUGACGAAAUUGUGACUGUUACAGACACCACCAAGUUACUCGGAGAUGUCGCAUCUCUCUACCUCAACCAGAAAUUUUCUGAUAUUACUUUGCUCGUCGAUGACCAAAAGCUUUAUGCUCACAAGGUGAUUUUGGCAGUGAGGAGCAAGUACUUCGAGUCGCUCUUUUACGAAGAUUCGCAGAACACAAACCAGGCCGAAAUAACCAUAACCGCUGUGACUUUCGACGCUUUGCGCAGUUUGUUGAAAUACAUCUAUACAGGUACCAUCACUCUUUCCUCCGAUGUUGACUCAACCCUUCAGAUACUAGGACUUGCCCAUCAAUAUUCAUUCACAGACCUCCAAAGCGCCAUCAUCAACAAAAUAAAACCCCUUCUAAAUUUGCAAAACGUUUGUGCCGUCCUCAACACUGCCAACCUAUACGAUUUAGAAGAACUGCUCCAAGUCUGUCAUUCUUUCAUGGACCUUAACGCCUCUGAAGUCGUUGCUAGUGACUGUUUCACCGACCUGUCUCAAAAAUCGAUGAUUAAACUUUUAGAACGCAGUACUUUUUUUGCUCCCGAAAUCGAAAUUUUCAAAAGCGUGGCUAAGUGGUGCAAAAUUAACAACGAUGUUGAUGAUUUAGUGAUACAGUGUGUUCGUUUAUCGUGGAUGACUGUCGUGGACAUCGUAACUACAAUCUGGCCUUCGAAACUAUUCGACUGCGAAAAGUUGCUCCAGGCCAUUGCUGAGAUCGUUGGCGUCAAAACAAAACUUUCUAGUUCUAGAGGGUUCUAUCUUUUGGACGAAAAUCUAGCGACUGUUCAACACAAAUCUGAAGUGAUUUCUGGAACAAAUUCAUCUUGGUUGUUGACGGGUGGUGGAACCGUGGAAAGGAAUUUUGCGUACCACUUUAUAGACGGUAAAAGUGGAAUUAUUGUGAAGCUUGGUACUCCAUCUUUUGUUAACCACUUCAAAAUGAGACUGUGGGAUGGGGAUAAUCGCUAUUAUUCUUAUUACAUUUCGAUUUCUCUUGAUCAGAAGAAUUGGAGAAGAGUUAUCGACUACAGUCGCAUUGGCUGUCGUUCCAACCAAGUUUUGUUUUUUAAUCAGCAGGUUACUCAGUAUGUUAAAAUCGUAGGAACGAAUAACACCGUCGACAAAGCUUUUCACAUCAUAUCUUUCGAAGCGUAUUUCAAAAGUGACGUUCCUACAACCGCAAAUGGUAUCAUCAGUCCAAAUUAUAAUGUUGCAACUUUAGACAAGAAAGCGAUUGUAAUUAGUGGAACAAAUCCUUCCGUUUUACUGGAUGGUAAUUCACAUGACUACGAUGGGGUGAAAGGCUACUGUUAUCAUACCAUAGGCAGUGGAAAUCUUACCAUACAACUCGCUCAACCAUACAUGAUUUCAACAAUGAGACUCUUGUUAUGGGAUCGAGAUGGCAGAAGCUAUAGAUAUUUUAUUGAAACUUCUGUCAAUAAUUCAGACUGGGAGAUGGCGGUUGAUCUACGGAACCAAGAUUGCACGUCUUGGCAGAAUCUUCGUUUUAAAGAGAGGGCUGUGGUCUUUGUUAGGAUAACGGGGACUCACAACAGUGCUCCAAGUGACGGUUUCCAUGUGGUACAUUUCGAAUGUCCUUCCGAGGUGUGACGAAAACUGCCUGAAAAUUUGACGACCAUUAACAAAGUUUUUACAAAAUGCCUUCUCUACAUGAUUAAUA
Zophobas morio is the source of this 1733-nucleotide messenger RNA. Its product is annotated as BTB/POZ domain-containing protein 9-like. Gene Ontology annotation, cellular component: cytoplasm. Gene Ontology annotation, molecular function: protein binding. The record is from RefSeq and is a predicted model, not a curated record. Gene Ontology annotation, biological process: circadian behavior; modulation of chemical synaptic transmission; adult locomotory behavior. The transcript has 11 exons. The coding region runs from base 26 to 1663 and encodes 545 amino acids. NCBI's taxonomy places the organism in Eukaryota, Metazoa, Arthropoda, Insecta, Coleoptera, Tenebrionidae.